GUGUCUGCGCUGACUCAGCGCCCCGAGCCGAUAAAGCCGCGGCGGCCGCGCCCGUCCCGGGGCUCCGCUCUUUGUCGCCGGCCCGUGUGCCAUGGAGCUGCCGUGGCUGGGCGAGCACUGCUCCGAGCGCUCCUGCAAACAGCUGGAUUUCCUUCCUCUGAAGUGUGACGCAUGUGGGGAAGUGUUCUGUAAAGAUCACAUCCGUUACGAUGACCACAAGUGCAGCUCUGCCUACAAGAAAAAUGUGCAGGUGCCAGUGUGUCCCCUCUGUAACACACCUAUCCCAGUGCAGAGGGGACAAAUCCCAGAUAUUGUGGUUGGAGCCCACAUAGAUAAGGACUGCAAAUACAACCCAGCACAGCAAAAGCAGAAGAUCUUCACAAACAAGUGCACAAAGCCAGGCUGCAAAAGGAAAGAGAUGAUGAAGGUGCUUUGUGACCAGUGUGGCAGCAGCUUCUGCAUAAAACAUCGGCAUCCUCUGGACCACGACUGCAGAGGGAGCAGCCAGCCCAUCUCCAAGGCAGGAUAUGCAGCUCUGAUGAGAGCUUCUCAUGCCACCUUCAAGUCCCCGGGAGCAAUUGGAGUGCCAUCUAAUGGGAAUCGUCAGCACAACAGGUGCAGGUAGUAGAGGCUCUUCACAUCUGGAUCAAACCUUUCAAAUGAAGUUAAUAUUUUCUCUCUAUAUAAAUUUCUAUGCAAUUGACUUAUUUUUGUAUCAUAAUUAUGUAUGCAUUCAAUAAACUGCUACCCUUUCCAAG
Molecule: messenger RNA, 758 nt
Organism: Melospiza georgiana
Lineage: Eukaryota; Metazoa; Chordata; Aves; Passeriformes; Passerellidae
Gene: ZFAND2A
Product: zinc finger AN1-type containing 2A
Exons: 6
Coding region: 92-625 (177 amino acids)
Biological process (GO): protein targeting to ER; proteasome-mediated ubiquitin-dependent protein catabolic process
Cellular component (GO): cytoplasm; endoplasmic reticulum
Molecular function (GO): zinc ion binding
Source: RefSeq, a predicted model, not a curated record